Amaranthus tricolor (Joseph's coat) is the source of this 1907-nucleotide messenger RNA. Its product is annotated as protein HOTHEAD. The record is from RefSeq and is a predicted model, not a curated record. Gene Ontology annotation, molecular function: oxidoreductase activity, acting on CH-OH group of donors; flavin adenine dinucleotide binding. Lineage: Eukaryota; Viridiplantae; Streptophyta; Magnoliopsida; Caryophyllales; Amaranthaceae. The transcript has 5 exons. Bases 45 to 1790 code for a protein of 581 amino acids.
CAUAGUUGAUACAUACAAACUUGAGCAUUACUAUACACAUUAGCAUGUCUUCUACAAAGCUCCCAAGCUUCCUUUUAUGGUGGCGACUCGUGGUUCCCACUACUUUCUUUUUUUAUCGUCUUUCUUCUUCCGAAACUGCUCCAAACUACAGCUUUCUCCACAAUGCAACAACAGCACCACCAACCUCCUAUUGGGACUACAUCAUCAUAGGUGGUGGCACAUCCGGCUGUCCAUUAGCAGCCACCCUCUCCCGCAACGCCACCGUUCUACUCCUAGAGCGAGGCGGCUCACCCUACGGAAACUCCAACAUUACCCUCCUUUCCGCAUUUGGGUCCGCCCUCUCGGACCUUUCUGACACGUCUCCGUCCCAGCGCUUCAUCUCUGAGGACGGGGUCAUAAACACAAGGGCCCGAGUUUUGGGCGGCGGUUCGUGCCUUAACGCGGGAUUCUAUUCCCGCGCAAGUCCCGCACAAGUUCAGGAAUCUGGGUGGGACCCACAUCUGGCUAAUGAGUCUUACCAUUGGGUUGAAGAGGUUGUGGCAUUUCAGCCCCCUAUGAGACAAUGGCAGUCUGCUGUUAGAGAUGGUCUAAUUCAAGCUGGGAUUGUUCCAUUUAAUGGGUUUACAUUUGAUCAUAUUAAUGGGACUAAAAUUGGUGGAACUAUUUUUGAUAGUGAUGGAAAUAGACAUACUGCUGCUGAUUUGCUACAGUAUGCUGAUCCUAAUAGGAUUAAUGUGCUCUUGCAUGCUACUGUCUCUAAGAUCUUGUUCAAAACUACAGGAAUGGAAAAGCCAGAAGCCCGAGGUGUAGUAUUCACAGACUCAUUAGGGUUCAAACACAGGGCCUACUUAACACAAGGGUCUAAAAAUGAAGUAAUAUUAUCCGCUGGAGCACUGGGUAGCCCACAACUUUUAAUGCUAAGUGGAGUAGGCCCAGCAGAGCAUCUUAAGGCCCAUAAUAUAACAUUGGUGUUGGACCAACCCAAUGUUGGACAAGGCAUGUCAGACAAUCCAAUGAAUGCUAUUUACAUCCCUUCUCCUUUACCUGUUGAAGUCUCUCUCAUUCAAGUUGUUGGCAUAACUCCCUUUGGUAGCUACAUUGAGGCUGCUAGCGGUGAAAAUUUCGCCGCUAGUAGCAAUGGCCAUAGUGCAAGAGACUUCGGCAUGCUCUCUCCCAAGAUAGGUCAAUUAUCAACAUUACCACCAAAACAAAGAACAGCAGAGGCACUAGCCCAAGCCAUAGAAAAAAUGUCUACACUCCCAGACAUAGCCUUCCAAGGCGGUUUCCUCCUCGAAAAAACGAUGGGUCCAAGCUCAAAAGGCCACUUAGAGCUUAGAAACCGAGACCCAGACGCAAACCCAUCAGUAACCUUCAACUACUUCCAAGAGCCAGAGGACCUACAAAGGUGUGUUUUAGGCCUACAAACCAUAGAAAAUGUAAUAACUUCACAAGCAUUUGGUAGAUUUAAGUACCAAAAUAUGCCUGUUCAAACUCUCCUAAACAUGACUGAAUCUGGUUCGGUCAAUUUAUUGCCGCACCAUGCCAAUGUUUCGGUUUCACUCGAACAGUUUUGUAAAGAUACGGUUAUGACUAUUUGGCAUUACCAUGGAGGAAAUUUGGUUGGAAGAGUGGUUGAUUCGGACUAUAAAGUUAUGGGUAUAAAUGCUUUGAGGGUGAUUGAUGGUUCCACUUUUCAUUAUUCUCCUGGGACUAAUCCUCAAGCCACUGUCAUGAUGCUGGGCAGGUACAUGGGAGUAAGGAUUCUUAGGGAGAGAGCUGAAAGCCAAUAAAAAAGAAUUGGUUUUACCGUUUAAUUUGCAUUAGAACAUGUAAUAUUAAUUAAUUAAUUAAUUAAUUAAUUAAUUAAUGUACUAAUUGGUGGAGCUCUAGUUAUUAUUAAACAAAAA